Prosopis cineraria is the source of this 1877-nucleotide messenger RNA. RefSeq names its product peptidyl-prolyl cis-trans isomerase CYP21-1. Gene Ontology annotation, biological process: protein peptidyl-prolyl isomerization; protein folding. The transcript is spliced from 7 exons. Bases 132 to 698 code for a protein of 188 amino acids. The record is from RefSeq and is a predicted model, not a curated record. Lineage: Eukaryota; Viridiplantae; Streptophyta; Magnoliopsida; Fabales; Fabaceae. Gene Ontology annotation, cellular component: intracellular membrane-bounded organelle. Gene Ontology annotation, molecular function: peptidyl-prolyl cis-trans isomerase activity.
UGCGGCAGAGCUUCUGAAUUUCCACAGGCCACAGCGUCUCAAUUUUGUGUUGAAGAAAAAGGGAAGGGAAAAAAAUAGCCCCAACGGACGAAGCUUUCUGCCAUGGGGCAUCAUACAGUUGCGAUAAUUUGAUGGUUGGUUCUUUCGAAGAAGAGAGUGACAAAGCAAUGCGGAAAGAGAUGUCCUUUCUUGCCCAACCGCGAUGCCUCCUUGUAUUCCUUGUUCUUUCAGUUUUCCUGAUUUUCGCCUUCUCUUAUAACAAGCGGGUUGAGGAGAAACCAGAAGAGGAGCCUGAAAUUACGCACAGAGUAUUCUUGGAUGUUGAUAUUGAUGACCAACGCUUAGGUAGGAUCAUUAUUGGACUCUAUGGCCAAGUUGUACCAAAAACUGUGGAAAAUUUCAGAGCUUUGUGCACAGGGGAGAAAGGCAAGAGUUCCAAUGGCAUAAAACUUCAUUAUAAAGGAACAGCAUUUCAUCGCAUAAUAUCUGGCUUCGUGAUUCAGGGUGGGGACAUUGUUCAUCAAGAUGGCAGUGGAUAUGAAUCUAUUUAUGGUGGCACCUUUCCUGAUGAGAAUUUUAAGAUAAAACAUUCACAUGCUGGGGUUGUUGCUAUGGUGAAUUCUGGACCUGAUUCCAAUGGCUCACAGUUUUUUAUCACCACUGUGAAGGCUAGCUGUUCAUCUUCCACGACAUCAUAAGACCACUAUCGGGUUCAUCUUCUUUUGUGAUGGCACCAGACAUUCACUUCUUGUUAAGAUCGAUGCUGCUACUCCUUGAUGCUUAGGUCGCCAAAGCUCACGAUGCCCAAGCUUUCCAAUUUUCUAAAAGCCAUUGACUGUGAGAUCGCUUCCUUCUUGCUCAGAUCGGUGUUGUUGCUUGCUCAUGUUGCUUCCUCUUUCUCUCACGACUUUGCCUAAGCUUCUUCUUCUCCUACUUGCUGAGAUCUGUUUCUGUUUAGCAAUUUCUCCUCUCACGCCUAGGGUCCCAUUCAUCAAGCUUUCAUCGAGGUAUGGAUCCUUCACCCUCCCUUCCUUGAAGUGACAGAUCAGAGCCAGCUUAGUUCCAUUGUUCUUGGAUUUCAAAAGUUUGGGGACUUUGAAGAAGCACAAAGAUGCCUGAUUACUAGCAGAAUAUUGGCAGAUAUGUGAAUGCAAGUAAUAUUUGAAGCUCAGAGUUGCUUCUUAGAUCUUCGAUAUUCCUGUUCUAUAAAUUUCUGCUAAAUUGAUGGAAAAUUUUAUUUCCCAAUGUGCUGGUGAGACAAAGCUUGAUCAUAUUUGCCUUAUUUUUGAAAUCAUUGGGGUGUUUGUGAAAUUAUUUGCUUGACAAUAUUUGCUUGAUUUCACUAUUGUCGCCGACGAUGGAUUUAGAACUCAGAAGUGUUAGAGGGGUAGAGUGUUUGGGGGGGAAAGAAAGGUCAAAACAUUUUUUCAAAAGAAAAGAAAGAGUGACUUGGAUGCCACAUGAGCAUGUCAUGCUAGCAUGAUCAGUCAACUAAGGGUCACCGUUUUGUUUUUGUCAAUUUAGGGUAACACUGCACCACUUUAAAAAAUGUUGUGGGCAACGUUGGACCUUAAAAUAUUUUAGGAUAUCAAUUGCACCUCCAAAAAAACUUUUAAGAGCAGAUUUGCACAUUAAUCCUAAUAAUAAAGAACUUAGUGUUGAGUGAUAAUAAUAAGGAUAUAAUAGAUUAUAGAUAUUGCAUGUCUCGAUUUCCAUUGAAGUAAUCAAAUGCGAAUGGAGCCUUGUAUUUUUUUUUUAAAUAAUCUUGAUUACUAUAAUCUGGAUUUUAACCUGAUUUCAUCAAAUACUUGUGAAUUUAGCGUGUUAUUAUCACCAAAAAGAAAUGUUCAUAAAAUAUAAUGUCGUUUUAUUUGUUG